CGGUUGCGCAUCGGAACAUCAUUGCAUACGCAGCAAUGCAAUUGUCGUGGCUUUCCAGCAUGAUCCUUACGGUUCUUGCCGUAUUCCAUGCUGUCGGUACCGUUAACGCAAAAGCGACCUGUGGCACUGACGGGGAGGUCAUCAGCAACGACACGUUCGUCUACAACGAUAAAACAUACAGGAUGGUCACACGGACCUGCCCUGGGAUUGCUGCACGGCGUUCGCUCGAGUCUCGUUCCCGACUGAUCCGGCCACGCCAGUACGACAUUUGCAGCUAUGACGCUUCCAUAGAAUGCGCAGAUCUGACUUCGGAUCUGUCGGUAGCCAGUUGCAUUGAUUUAGCCGAUGCUCUGGAGGAUCAGGGAAGCGCGAACUUCGCUUUGCAAUCUGAGACAUCCAUUACGUUCUACACUGACUACGGAGACUGUAACUACGAGAUUGUGAACUACUCGGAAGAUGAUCUCGCCGUCUGUUACUAUAUAGUGGGUGAGCUCGGCCUCACGAUUGACGAUGAUUGCGGGCAAAUUGGUGGAGGGUAUGGAUAUGAUGACAGCGACUUGUGGUAUUUGGAGGUUUACUAAGCGAGGAAGUCUGCACACGAGUACACUGAGCCCGUCACAGGCUGUUAUGUCGAUAUUGUUUUUCUCCUGCAACAUACCGUUGAGCAUGUGUGCUAUCAUGCUUUCCGUGUGCUUGGAGGCCCGCCUUCUGUCGUGAUGCUACUGCUUUGAUGCAAUUCUCGUCGCCCUCGAUGUACAAUACUUGUAGACAGCUGUUGAUGUCGAGACAUCAACGUCCCCUCAUAAAACCGUUGGAUUCCUUGACGAGAAACUCGC
This is a messenger RNA of Laetiporus sulphureus 93-53, 836 nucleotides long. RefSeq lists its product as uncharacterized. The record is from RefSeq and is a predicted model, not a curated record. Bases 36 to 581 code for a protein of 181 amino acids. Lineage: Eukaryota; Fungi; Basidiomycota; Agaricomycetes; Polyporales; Laetiporaceae. The transcript is spliced from 6 exons.